AUGACUCGACAGGGCUACCUCAUCGUCUACAACAAGCGCAGUCGCCCGACCGUGUGCUACCUCUCGCUCGAAGACGGUUUCCUGCGGCAAUACGCCACGCCCGCGUGCAACAUGUGCCUGAGCGAGCUGCAGCUCUCGGGCUGCAAAGUCGACGUCCGGGCGCAGCACCGCGCGGACGGCGCCCCCAACAGCUUCUACCUCGAGCUCCGCAAGGUCUUUGUCAGCGACCGGUCGUACACGCUCGGCGCGGCCCAGCGCAUCGACUUCACCGCGAGCAGCAGCGACGACCGCCAGGCGUGGGGCAAAGCGCUCUUCUCGUGGCAGCGCUUCUACUGGUGCGAGCCGACGGCCGAACCGCCGGCAAAGAGCGCACCCGCGAGCGCAACGCGUCGGCAGCUCGAAGAGCUCCUCGCGACGCACUUUGUGCGGCCGCAGCAGCCGGCGACCGGUCCGUCCAUUUCCUUCACAACGGCCACACAGCCGCUCGCGUUCCUGCGCCGCAACGCGCAGUCGCUGCGCCGGUCGCUGGUGCUCACGAUGACGUCCAGUGCUGUGAACGCGCGGAAGCCGAAGGACAGCAGCGACUGGACGACGGACUGCCGGAAGGUCAAAGUCGGACUUGCGAAGGUCGAGAGGCCGCAAGCGGUCGAGAGCGGCCGCGCGACGACCGUCACGCCGCGUCAGGUACCCACGACGCACUGCGGCUGCAGCUAA
Messenger RNA from Hyaloperonospora brassicae, 714 nucleotides. The record is from the annotation of a GenBank genome assembly. Lineage: Eukaryota; Oomycota; Peronosporomycetes; Peronosporales; Peronosporaceae.